Rhinolophus ferrumequinum (greater horseshoe bat) is the source of this 9897-nucleotide messenger RNA. It is a transcript of the gene AR, whose product is annotated as androgen receptor. Gene Ontology annotation, cellular component: nucleus. The record is from RefSeq and is a predicted model, not a curated record. The transcript has 8 exons. Gene Ontology annotation, molecular function: steroid binding; zinc ion binding; sequence-specific DNA binding. Gene Ontology annotation, biological process: regulation of DNA-templated transcription; androgen receptor signaling pathway; male gonad development. Bases 710 to 3391 code for a protein of 893 amino acids. NCBI's taxonomy places the organism in Eukaryota, Metazoa, Chordata, Mammalia, Chiroptera, Rhinolophidae.
CCGUCGGCCCAGCCGGCCCGGCUGAGUUUGCAGAGAGGUAACUCCCUUUGGCUGUGAGCGGGCGAGCUAGCUGCGCGUUGCAGAGACGGAUCUGGGUAGCCAGACGCCCGCGGAGUUCCUUCAGCACCUCAGUCAGAAUCUGGCUGCACGCGAGCUGGGCCCCCAGGUUCCCCUAGCUCCCUCUCCACCUUCCCCUGCAUGCACACUCCGCCAGUUUGUGGGACCAAAGAUCAAAGGAUGAAAAGGCAAUCAGGUCUCCAGUAGCCAAAAAAACAACAGCAACAACAACCAAAAAAACCCCGAAACGAACCAAAACAAACAAAAAGAAAACAUUCAAACGAAAACAAAACCAAAAAAGAAAGGAAGAAAAAUAGCCCGGUUCCUAUUGCACCUGCUUCACUGAACACUGAAUCUGUAAGGUGGAGAGCCCCCUCCCCCUUUUUUUCUUCAAGAUUUGAGCAUCUUUAGAAUCUGCCGUCCAAGUAUUCGGGAACAGACUGUGAGCCUAGCGUGUUUUCGUCUGCAGGAGACUUGGGGGCUGUCAGAGCGCUCUUGUAUGGUUAUUCCGGCAAGUUUCUUUCUCAGGAGCGCCCCGCAGGUGGGCAGCUAGCUGCAGUGACUACCGCAUCGAAGCCUGUUGAACUCUUCUCAGCAACAGAAAGGGAAGUGGGAUAAAGGAAUUCGGUGGAAGAUUCAGCCGAGCUCAAGGAUGGAGGUGCAGUUAGGGCUGGGGAGGAUGUACCCCCGGCCGCCGUCCAAGACCUAUCGAGGAGCUUUCCAGAACCUGUUCCAGAGCGUCCGCGAAGUGAUCCAGACCCCCGGUCCCCGGCACCCUGAGGCCGCCGCGAGUGCAGCACCUCCCGGCGCCCGUUUGCUGCAGCAGCAGGAGACCAGUCCCGGUCAGCAGCAGCAACAGCAGGGUGAGGAUGGCUCUCCUCAAAGCCAGAGCAGGUGCCCCACAGGCUUCCUGGCCCUGGAGGAUGAACAGCAGCCUCCACCUCACUCAGCCCCCGAGGGCCACACGGAGAGCGGCUGCCUCUCAGAGCCCGGAGCUGCCUCGGCCGCCGGCAAGGGGCUGCAGCAGCAGCCGCCAGCACCUCCGGACGAAGAUGACUCAGCUGCCCCAUCCACGUUGUCCCUGCUGGGCCCCACUUUCCCGGUAUUAAGUAGCUGUUCUGCGGAUCUUAAAGACAUCCUGAGUGAGGCCGGCGCCAUGCAACUCCUCGAGCAGCAGCAGCCGCAGCCGCAGCCGCAGCAGCAGCAGCAGGCGGUAUCCGAAGGCAGCUGCAGCGGGAGAGCGAGGGAGGCCGCUGUGGCUCCCACGUCCUCCAAGGACAGUUACCUAGCGGGCAGUUCAACCAUCUCGGACAGCGCCAAGGAGUUGUGUAAGGCAGUGUCGGUGUCCAUGGGCUUGGGUGUGGAGUCCUUGGAGCAUCUGAGUCCAGGGGAACCGCUUCGGGGGGAUUGCAUGUAUGCUCCGCUCCUGGGAGGUCCACCCACUGUGCGUCCCACUCCUUGCGCCCAGCUGGCGGAAUGCAAAGGUUCUCUGCUGGAUGAUGGCCCAAGUAAGGGCGCCGAAGAGACUUCUCAGUAUUCCCCUUUCAAGGCAGGUUACACCAAAGGGCUGGACGGCGACAGCCUGGGCUGCUCUGGCAGCGGCGAAGCAGAGGUCUCUGGGACACUUGAGCUGCCAUCCACCCUGUCUCUCUACAAGUCUGGAGCACUGGAAGAGGCAGCGGCUUAUCAGAGUCGCGACUACUACAACUUUCCGCUAGCCCUGGCGGGACCGCUGCCCCCUCCGCCGCCUCCCCAUCCCCACGCCCGCAUCAAGCUGGAGAACCCGCUGGACUACGGCAGUGCCUGGGCAGCCGCGGCGGCGCAAUGCCGCUACGGGGAUCUGGGGAGCCUGCACGGCGGGGGUGCAGCGGGACCCGGCUCCAGCUCGCCCGCAGCCGCCGCCGCCUCCUCUUCCUGGCACACUCUCUUCACAGCCGAGGAAGGGCAGAUGUAUGGGCCCUGUGGUGGUAGCGUUGGUGGCAGCGCGGGUGAGGCGGGGGCCAUAGCCCCCUAUGGCUACACUCGGCCACCUCAAGGGCUGGCGGGACAGGACGGCGACUUCCCCCCACCUGAUGUGUGGUAUCCUGGCGGUGUGGUGAGCAGAGUGCCCUAUCCAAGUCCCAGUUGUGUCAAAAGCGAGAUGGGCCCCUGGAUGGAGACUUACUCCGGAACUUACGGUGACAUUCGUUUGGAGACUGCCAGGGACCAUGUUCUGCCCAUUGACUAUUACUUUCCACCCCAGAAGACAUGCCUGAUAUGUGGAGACGAAGCUUCUGGCUGUCACUAUGGAGCUCUCACUUGUGGAAGCUGCAAAGUCUUCUUUAAAAGAGCUGCUGAAGGGAAACAGAAGUACCUGUGUGCCAGCAGAAAUGAUUGCACCAUCGAUAAAUUCCGAAGGAAAAAUUGUCCAUCUUGUCGCCUCCGGAAAUGCUAUGAAGCAGGGAUGACUCUGGGAGCACGGAAGCUGAAGAAACUCGGUAACCUGAAACUACAGGAGGAAGGGGAGGCUGCCAGUGCCAUCAGCCCCACUGAGGAGACAACCCCGAAGCUGACAGUGUCACACAUUGAAGGCUACGAGUGUCAGCCCAUCUUUCUGAAUGUCCUGGAAGCCAUUGAGCCAGGCGUGGUGUGUGCUGGACAUGACAAUAACCAGCCCGACUCCUUUGCGGCCUUGCUGUCUAGUCUCAACGAACUGGGUGAAAGACAGCUUGUACAUGUGGUCAAAUGGGCCAAGGCCUUGCCUGGCUUCCGCAACCUGCACGUGGACGACCAGAUGGCAGUCAUCCAAUACUCCUGGAUGGGGCUUAUGGUGUUUGCCAUGGGCUGGCGGUCUUUCACCAAUGUCAACUCCAGGAUGCUCUACUUUGCCCCUGACCUGGUUUUCAAUGAGUACCGCAUGCACAAGUCCCGGAUGUACAGCCAGUGUGUCCGAAUGAGGCACCUCUCUCAAGAAUUUGGCUGGUUGCAAAUCACGCCCCAGGAAUUCCUGUGCAUGAAGGCACUGCUGCUCUUCAGCAUUAUUCCAGUGGAUGGGCUGAAAAAUCAAAAAUUCUUUGAUGAACUUCGAAUGAACUACAUCAAGGAACUUGAUCGUAUCAUUGCAUGCAAGAGAAAAAAUCCCACAUCCUGCUCAAGGCGCUUCUACCAGCUCACCAAGCUCCUGGACUCUGUGCAGCCUAUUGCACGAGAGCUGCACCAGUUCACCUUUGACCUGCUAAUCAAGUCCCACAUGGUGAGUGUGGACUUUCCAGAAAUGAUGGCAGAGAUCAUCUCUGUGCAAGUGCCCAAGAUCCUUUCUGGGAAAGUCAAGCCCAUCUAUUUCCACACACAGUGAAGCUUUGGAAGCCCCCAUUUCCUCACCGCACCCCACUCCCCUGUCAGAUAUCUUCUGCCUGUUAGAACUCUCCACAACUUCUCUGCCGUGCCUUGGGGAAUUCCCUCUAUCAAUGCAGUCUGUCACGAAGAUGUUCCUGAGUCCUCGUUGCUGGGCUUUUCUCUCUCUUCCUCCCCUUUUCCAUCCCCCACUGACCCUCCCACGGCACUUUCAGACUCUGCUCCCACCAUGGCUCUUCUCUGUGUUUUGAAUGGUGUUGUAUCCCUUUAAAUCUGUGGUGAUCCUCAUGUGGCCCACUGUCAACUUGUGCUUGUUUAUAGCACUGUGCUGUGAACAUUACAAAGCCCAUGGGGAGUCACUGCUUUUUGCCCAAACCCUCCCUACUCGGGAGACUUAUUUUCUGCCGAUGGCUAUUGGCAUUAGAGGGCACGGUAACCCCAGAGCUGAGUUAGUGGUAGAGACAGGUUUAAGAGAGGAAAAAGAGGACAGAUGGGUGACCAGUACCUGCCCAUAGCCUUGGCUCCUGAGGGCUAGACUGCUCAAGUGCAGUGCGAUUCAUUGUGCUCAGAAGUGCUUCUUGUUUAAAAACUUGUCGGCAUGUGAAUGCAUGCCCCUGCCCCCAGUCUCCUCUCUCUCUCACCCUCUGCCUCCACCCUCAAAUUGACUUUCAAUAGCUUUUCUAAGAACUUGGAACUGAAUGUUCCCUUUAGCCAAAACUUGGCCCUGUCCACUGAAGUCAAACCAUCAAGGAGAGAUCUGACCCUUUGGAAGGCCCCAUUCGAAUGCAGGUCAGCUUUCCCAUUUGUGGACCAGGGAGGAGCCUAGGGCUGGAAUCAGAGGAAAAAGGAAGUGAUGGCUUGGCUGUUGUGCUUGGAAUACUGAAGAAUGGGUUCCUCUUGCACCUACCUUUAAAAGACAUGAAUGUUUUCAACCUGACUCCAUGCAGCGGCAAGUUUCCUCCACCCUCCCUUCAGUGUUUUCUGGGCCUGAACUGCAGCAGACUGCAUUACGGUGGUGAAGCUUCCACUUCUCUAGGCUUGUUCACAGACUCUGCUAAGAGCCCCCACCGCCAAGGAGGCUAGCAAGCCACCAGAUUUAGCAUCUAUUUCCAGAUGCCAGAGGCUCAAAGACUUCUUGCCAAAUAUCUCUCAUCAACUAGCAGAUCCCUGGAGCCCUCAGAGAAACAGGAAAGAAGGUAUUAAUGGAUUGGACAAGCUGGGCGUCUUGCCCUUGUCCUCCAGAGAUGGUACCUUCCCAUCAAGUGGAGAAUUGCCAACUUCCUCCUUCAGAGCAGUGAAAGGGGCUAUCCAGAUUAUGGUUGAAGAGAAAACUCAAUGACCAGGCUGAGAAGAAUGAAGGCACUCAAACCAGAAACCCUGGAAGUGCUCUCCUUGCCACCCAGCACAUCCGCUUGCGGAAGUCAUGGCAACUAGAGAGCAGAAACCAAGGGGACACUCUGAUGACCAGAUUAAAGUCCUCAGAGGCAAAGUGUAAAGCCAGACGGGUGCUGUCUGGUGACCUCACUCCUCCUCUGCUGCUGAUUCUGGGUUCCUUGGUUGCUGCCUCUCUGUCAGAGGGAAGCUGAAACAUUGACACUAUAGAACGAUGGUCUCCUUUGGAAAGGUCUGGGUGGUGUGUCUCUCAUGGGCUGCCACCCACAAACUCACGGUGUGUUCCUGGGAUAUUGGUUUCAUGCAGUCCUUUGGCACACCUCUGUUCUGUUGACAUUGUCCCCCAAUCCCAAGUGCAGGGGGGAUGUCCACCUAUUUUCUCAUCUUGGCCACUGCCUCCUCACUUAGCUCUUAAAUUCAUCAGCUGAAUUCAACAAAUUAGGAGCCAGUCACCAAGCUGCCCAUGUCACUUGGUUCACUUUACUUGUUGAGAAGAUAACUUUCAGAGUGACAUGAUAUGAUCUACAUGGGUUUCCUCCCCUGAUUUCUGUGUUGAUAUUAAUAGCCAAAUGAACUUGCAAAACAGCUUCUUUAAAUAACAAGGGAGACAAGAACCUAAGUUGGGCAAUACACCAAUCCAAGACUGCUGGAGAAAACUAAAGCUGACAGGUUCUCUUGCUGGGGUAGGAUAGAUAAAUUCUGGUUGUCUUUGUUAUGACACCAUUUGGUUUAUAUAAGCUCAUAGGAUCACUUUUAGCUGUUUUAAACAGAAAAAAAAAUCCACCAUCUUUUUCAGUUAAACUAGGUUACAUUUAAAUAGUUCCUUUACAAACAUUUUGAAAUGAUUUUCGUCUUUUGUGGUACAUGGAUUCGAUUAUAUUCUAAUACCCCUCCUUGUAAAGACUAGAGGCUCUCCUUUCCAUUUCUCUGACUAUCACAUUUUUCAUCUUUAUGGAUUUCCCAAUUGUGACUCCUGUCAUUAUGAAUAUAUAUGUUUCUCAUUUGUGAAAGCCAAAAAUCAGUGUAAUUGAAAGCAGCAACAACUGGAUUACUCCAAAUUUCUGAAUGACAAGACAAGGGGAAAGAAAACAGCCUAAACAAGGCCUACUGUUUUUGCAAUGGGGUUUCUAUGAGCAAAAAUAUUUUAGCUUGGAUUUGUUCUCCUACAGAUGAAAGGGCCACGGGUGUUCCGGCCAAUGUAAUUGACAGAAGUCACAUUUUGCAUGCACUUCACUCUGCUCUAGAAACAGAGUUGACGUGACUCAUACACUGUGCUCACCCAUAGAGGAUCGGCCACCCGACCUGUGCACCUAUGAAGUGGAAGAUGGCCAUCACUGACAGACAAGGCACGGGGGCUAUCCCCAAAGGCAUCCACAGUGUUUGAUGGGGAUGGAGGGUGAGGAAGAGAAAAAGAAGGAGCACCAGGGAGAAGGUCCCAUCUGUGGGGGCUGCAGACAGCUGCCAGGAUCACAAAGUCUGUGCUCAAAGAAAAGAGCCCUGUGGCCAUUUCGGCUCUGUUUCAUUGGGCAGCUCACCCAGGCCUGGCCUCUGAGCUGAAAUGGAGAGUGGGUUCUCUGAUCAUAGCUUUUCUAUGCCACAGAUUAUAUCAUUGUCCUCGGAGAGUUCAUUUUUUUUUUUUAAUGAGAAAGGGAUCUUUUGAAGGAUUCUGUCACAUAGAAAAUCAGUAAUACAUAUAUAUUUUAUAUAUGUUCACUGUCACUAAAAAAGAAAAAAAAAGAAAAAAAUUGCUUCAUUCUGUCCUUGUGUGCUUUUGGUAGUUGCUGAGGGUUGAGAAAUAAUUUGCUGAUACUAGAGUCCCUCUCUGCCCAUAGUUUAUUUCUAAAUGCAUAUAUGCAUAUAUAACGAGAAUUCUGUUUGUACUUUAAGAGAAAGGAGGCCCAUCCGCAACAUGAUACUGACAUUAUACAAAUGAUGUAACUUUGAGCGUGAAGCAGCUUGUUUGUUUCCUGAAGGCACAGCACAGAUAUGGCCUUGCCCUCUUUUCUCCUUACAUAUUUGCCAGGGAGCACAAGCCCAAGCCACUCCCUCUACCCUUCCUGACCCUGUGCCAGCGUUGCACUUCGUGAGACUCUCUCCAGAGAACUCAGUAACUAUCCCCGCAUGGUCUGUGCAUGGCAAACGGAAGACAAGAGGCUGACCAGUGAUUAUCUUGUGCCAGUCGCCCAGAGGAGAGGGCACUGAGCCAAGGGAGUGGCCUUCAUGCUCGGCCCCCGAAAGGGAGUCAUGGGAAUCAGGAAUGCUAAAGCACAGAAUCAAAUCCCAAACUUAAAGCCACAAUAAGCCAUUUAGCAUGUGCAAUUUCUUGUAAAAGGAAGUUUCUACCCCUGCUGCCUUUUAUAGGCAGUUCUAUUCUCAUACCUAAUCUCUUUGAAAUUUUUGAAAGAUGUUUUUAAAAAGACAAAGACAUGAGAGCAUCACAUUAUAUAACCAAAGAUUACACUGUAUCUGCUAAGAUACCAAAUUUUUUAAGGGCAGGGAGGGAGUAAACAUUAGUGCCUCUUUGGUAAGUUAUCCAAAGACAGACUAAAGGACUUCACUGGUGACUAACUUAUAAGAGUUUUGUGGGUUCCCCCCACCCCCACAGUAUACAUAUAGAAGAGUGGGAGAUAAUUUUGACAAAACAUGAGAUUAUGGGUUCUUCACUGAAUGGUUUUAUACGCAGAACUAGCUUUCCUUUUCUCUAGUAGUUGUUGAGCACCUUUUUGAAGCUCCAUCAUCGCAUGGUUGGACAUGGAGCUGUCUUGGCCCCUGUGUUUGCUAGUGCCCACGUUAGCUUAGCUGAAGAUGUGAAGCCCUUGCUGAGGAAGGCCUAGCUUUUGCACUAGAGGGACAGCAGGCAGAAAUCCUCAUUUCUGCCCACUUUGGAAGACACAAAAAGUUCUCUGCAGUUCAAGGCAGAAGGUUGAAAUAUACUGUAAAUGAGUAUUUGUAUCCAUGUUUCAAAAUUUAAUUAUAAUACCUAUAUCUAUCUAUAUCUAUAUACUGAUAGGUAUAGAUAGAUAGAUAGAUAGAUAGAUAGAUAGAUAGAUAGAUAGAUAGAUUAGAUGUAAUGUGUUUUGAUAGCUUUACCUUUCUCUGCACCUUUAUAUUUGGCUCCAAGUCAUAAUUAAUACUAUGUUCUUGUGAGAGAGGCUGCACUUACAUUUUAGAAGCUCUCUCAGAACGUGAGACACCCGGGUUGAUCAGAUAACUAAGAGAUCACUGCUCCUACUGGGGCCUGACUCACAGGCCUUGCAAAGGAGCAGAGGGGAAAAAUCGGUAGGGUACAGGAUGUAUUAUUGCACUUUACUAGCCUGAGACUGAUGAAUGUUUAAAGGGUGGUGAAAACCCAUUGGAACCCACUGGGAUUUACUAUAUGGAUGGCCCAGACUUGGGGCCAAAGGCUCACCCAAAUGAUUAGCCAGUGGCCCCCUAAUGGGACCUGAGCAGUUGGAAGAAGGAAGGACAUUUUUGUUCUUCACCAUCCUUGUGAGAAAAGGGUAGUUUACUGCACUUAGGAACCUGGAGCAAGAGCUCCAUCUUUCACAUAGUUAACUCACCUGAGAUAGAGGUCUCUUGCUACUGGGUGUCUGUGUGCUUUAGUUCUGAUUUUGGAUAUGUUCUGUAAAGGUUUUGACAAUGAAAAUGUGUUUUUCUCUGUUAAAAAUUUGUCAGUGUACUAGAAGUAGUAUCUCUACAGGUACAGGUCCAUGUCUGCCCACAGGCAGGGAUGUUUUUCUUCGAUUAAGAGAUUGACACUGGGGUCUGUUGCCCAGAGCCUCCCAACUCUCAACCAUUUCUAAGUGAAAGCAGAAAAAUCCACUCUAUUCACUCCUCUUCAGACACUUCAACUGAGGUACCAAAACAUUUGGAAUGUUCCCACUCUCCCAGAAUGAGUGGUAUUUGAAUUUAGCAGGUAGAGUUGUAAAGAAUAUAACAACACCCUUUGACUCAGCUGCAAUAUAUCCCCAUUUGAUUUGGCCAGACAGUAAGUAAUAGGCAUUGAUUGGUUUCCAGCACCAAUUCAGUAUAGCACGGCUGCUGGUUCCCUUCCUUAUCCCCCAUGUCUCUCGGCCUUUCAUGGAAUUAAAUGAAAAGCUAUGAACUGGAUGGCCCUUGUGUUCCAAAGCAGUCCUCCCAUGAACACUUAACAAGGCUGCCAUAUAGCUGCAGAUUCCACGGGCUACUGAAGACUAGACCAUACACAAAGCCCAAAGGAAAGAAAAUUCUGAAAUGUUGCUGCUUGUCUGCUGGUGCCAUCCCUGGCUGAUGCUUCACGUGGGAGACUGUAUUUCCUGUACAGCAGAAAUGCCAAGUCCCCAGUCUCUCCUGACCUCAGCCCUUGGUGCUAACUGUUCAGCAGCGAAGUGCCUGUGGGGUUGUCCUAUCCCAUAAGCAUUCAGGUGCUGAGAGGAGUCACCACUGGGACCGCCCAAGACAGAAAAGAGUCCCCUCGCCACUCAGUUGACACCUUUCUGCUUUCCCCUAGACUGGAACAUUGAUGAGGGAGUGCCUCGAACAUGACAUCCUUCUGCUGUCCUUGAGAUUAAUUUGGCAGCAGGAGAGAGCAGACUAUCUAACCAGAUGUAAGAAUUAAUUUUGACAUUGAGGGAAAAAGAAAGAAACAGCAUCAUAUAAAGAUUGUGUAAAAGAAACAUUCAUUUUGCUUGAAACUUCUUACUAUGGGGCUUCAGUUCUCACAGCGGCACUUGGCCUCCAAUGGGCAGCAGGAGCAGCCCCAAGCGCUAGUGUUCUGUUCUCUUUUUGUAAUCUUGGAAUCUUGUGUUGCUCUAAAUAUAAUUAAAAAUGGCAGAAACUUGUUUGUUGGCCUACAUGUGUGACUCGGUGUUUGUCUCUUGUCUCUGCUUUCAGAAAUGUCAACCAUUGUAUAAAAUAUUGGCUUGCUGGUCUGCCAGCUCAAACUUGGCCCCAGCCCCUGUUGUGGCUGCAGGCUCAAGUUAUUGUUAACAAAGAGACUCGAGAAAAAGCUGCUAAUGUCCUCUUAUCACUGUUGUUAAUUUGUUAAAACAUAAAACAAUCUGAAAUUUCAGAUGAAUGUCAUCAGUUCUUUUAAUUAGCUAUUUUUAUUGGCUGUCUUUAUUGCAGUCAAGAGUU